Centruroides sculpturatus (bark scorpion) is the source of this 1800-nucleotide messenger RNA. Its product is annotated as FMRF-amide neuropeptides-like. The record is from RefSeq and is a predicted model, not a curated record. Gene Ontology annotation, biological process: neuropeptide signaling pathway. Lineage: Eukaryota; Metazoa; Arthropoda; Arachnida; Scorpiones; Buthidae. Bases 126 to 1502 code for a protein of 458 amino acids. The transcript has 3 exons.
GAGAGAGAGAGUUUACAUAAGUUGCGCGUGGCGAUAAAUACCUGGAGUUGAGAAGGUCCACAAGAGUUGUCGUUAAGGUGGUGAUCGUCGAGAAAGUUUAUCCAAGAAGUUGUCUUUAUGGCACAAUGUUCUGCAAUAUCCAAAGCGUGAUGCUAUUCAAAUAUUCUAUGUCAUUAUUCAACUUGGCAGUUUUAUUGGUAGUUUUGGGGGUGGAAGCAAACACAGAUGAAAAUGAAAAUGCUCCUGCGAACGAGUUCUUCGAUAAUUAUCCGGAUAAUGCAAAGAGAUCACAUAAUAUCAUGAGGUUUGGAAAAAGAAUGAUUGAUGAUGAAUUAGAUCAAAAAAGAAAUCAUAAUAUGAUUCAUUUUGGAAAAAGAGCCUUUAGCAUAUCUGGUGACAAUAGGUUUCCAGAACUUCUUCGGAUUUUGAGAAGCGACGAUCGCGAUUGGUGGAAGAGAGGUCAUAACAUCAUGAGAUUUGGCAAGAGAGCCGAUGAUCAUCAUUUCAUCCAUUUCGGUAAACGAGAUGACGAAGAUGCAACAUCCAACGAAUAUUACGACAACAUUGAUGAUGGAGAUGAUCAUACCAUGCUUAAACGUCCUCAACACGCCCUUAUACGAUUUGGUAAGCGUUUCUUGUUUCCUCGCCCCUCUAAAUCCGAAGAAUCUCCUAAUAUGGGAAACAAGAGAUUUCCUCAUACUAUGAUUCACUUCGGAAAAAGAGAUUACGAAGAUCAGGAAUAUUCUAGUAAUUACAGUAAUGAUAAUGAAGAUAUGGUGGAUUCCGAAGAAGACUUACUUCCGAUGAAUUCCGAAAAGAGAGCCCAUUCUAUGAUUCAUUUUGGUAAAAAAGACGAGCCUUACGAACUGGACGACAAACGCUCCCAUCAAUUGAUGCAUUUUGGUAAAAGAUAUGACGGAGACGAAGAGAAAAGAGAUCACAAAUUGAUCCACUUCGGGAAAAGAUUUGAAUUAGAAGACGAUAAAAGAGCGCAUCAGCUGAUUCAUUUUGGUAAAAGGUUGGACGACGAAGAAGAGAAACGAUCGCAUUCUUUAAUGCAUUUCGGUAAGAGGUUGAAUGACGAAGAAGAAGAAAAAAGAUCACAUUCCUUGAUGCAUUUCGGUAAGAGAUUAAACGACGAAGACGAGAAACGAUCGCAUUCUCUGAUGCAUUUUGGCAAACGAUUCAAUACCGAGUUCGAUAAGCGAGUUCACUCUAUGAUCCAUUUCGGUAAACGCAUGGAUGGAGAUAUGGAUAAGCGUGGUGAUUACAAACUAUUGUUUUACCCAAAGAAAGAAGACAACCACCAUCAUAACAUCAUGCAUUUCGGGAAACGUAACGCGGAAUCAAUGAACGACGAAAUAAAUCAAGGUCCCAAAGGAGAAACGAGUAGGACGAAACGUUCGUCCAAAAAAGAAGAUAUCUCGAAAAAUAAGGUUACAACUCACACUUCUUCGAUAGAUACACCAUUUAAUAAAUCUCAGUCCAAGAAAAAUGAUUAAUUACUAAAUGUUAUUUUAAAAAAGUUUCCAACUCCAAUGCUAUCUUUAAAGAAGAUUUUCCAAAAUCCAUAAAACAGAACUCCCUUAAACACGAAAGCAAAAUCGAAGAAAUAUUAUAUGAAAAGGAAUGUGAUAGCAACUUUUAAUAGACGAAUCCUAAAUAUAAGUCAAAUAUAUAAAUAUAUAUUGUAAUUUGAGAGAUUUUAAUUUAUUUCUUUCUAAAGGGAAUGAUUAUGAAUUAUAUCUUGUUAAACAAAAAAUAAAUAAAUAAACGGUGUGUUAUAUGUUUGUUAAAAUG